Messenger RNA from Gryllus bimaculatus (two-spotted cricket), 2111 nucleotides. NCBI's taxonomy places the organism in Eukaryota, Metazoa, Arthropoda, Insecta, Orthoptera, Gryllidae. The record is from the annotation of a GenBank genome assembly.
UAGAGCGCAGUAGCUGAUUGUCGCCAUUUUCGUUCUACGAAAAUAUUAUAUGGUCUUAUCUUUUAAUAAUUAGAAUUAGGUCUUCUUUUUCAGUAGCAUCUAUUUUUUUAUUUACAAGACAUAUGUUCUGCGAAAUUAGUUUCAAAUAAUUGAAGUAUUGUUUUAAAGUCUAAUGCAUAAGCUUCAAAGAAUAAACAUCGACGAUAUUGUGUUUUAUAGACGUUCCGCGCUUCCGUCCAUUCAGAAUAGUUUGCUGCGUGUUAGGAGUUCUUUGCAGCUUCUUCGGUUUCCGUCGUGUGGUGCGGUCCUUCGUGUGCGAGUUUUAAUUAAAGUCCUCAAAAUGGUGACUCAAAAGAAGCAGAAAAAAGCUAUGGAGAGCAUCAACUCCCGGCUUGCACUUGUUAUGAAGUCCGGGAAGUAUGUUCUGGGGCUCAAGCAGACACUAAAAACGUUGAGGCAGGGCAAGGCGAAACUCGUGAUCAUCGCCAACAAUACCCCUCCCCUGAGGAAAUCAGAAAUUGAAUAUUAUGCAAUGCUGGCGAAGACUGGAGUACAUCACUACACUGGAAACAACAUUGAACUUGGAACAGCAUGUGGAAAAUACUUCAGAGUGUGUACCUUAUCAAUUACUGAUCCUGGUGAUUCAGAUAUAAUUAGAUCAAUGCCAACUGGUGAUCCCCAGUAAAAUUCUUGUAAAAUUGAUUUAAUACAUUCUUUCUGUGUAUUUGAAUAGUCUUUUCUCUAUUACACACCAUUGCCUUUAUUCCCAUUCCAUUUUGGUUAAUUCAAUUUUGUGUUUGUGAAAUAGAAGUGUUCAUUGCAUUAGUAGAUGCAACUGCAAUAUUUAAGAACUUUGCCUAGUGGAAGUAAAUUGUUAAGAAAUACUUAUGAUUCAAUAACCUCAAGAUCAAAUUUAGUAUGCUGUAUGGUGGCACUUCAUUCAGACCUGUGAAAUAUUUUUAUGGAUUUUGUGGUGUAAAAGUGUAUUAAAAAUAAUGCUCUAUGCGAUUGCUAACAUGUGGUAUACCAAAAGCUACAAAGAUCAUAUUUUUCUUAAGUUAUUGUUUUGUGAACAUCAAGAGUGUAGGGGGGAGAGUUUCAAUGGUUUUGACAACCUUGAGUAAUAGCAGUUCCUCUUGGAGCAUGCACAGUACUUAGAGGAUUUUCACAUACUUAAAAUUCAAUUGUUAGCACUAGUGCAGUAAGCGAGACUUGUCUUCAAUCUAAUAAAGCUGAAUGCAACUAAGAAAAAUACAAAUGCCCAGUCCAUCAGCUGUAACUGAUCAUUAACUAUACUCAUAAGUGUGAUAUGUAGUGAAGGCAAGUUUGCUCAUUUGAAUGUGCCAUUUGGGCUAGUGUUGCAAUGUUUCUACUUGCCAAAUAAUGGGCCACUUUCAGCACUCGUAUCAAUCUUUUCAAAAAUUUUGUUUUUCCCCCAUAAUGUUCACAUUUUUAUUUUGAUAUCCAACCAGCAAUUUUGAGGACUUGCUGACAAUGAAAAUUAAAAAAAAUGAUUUGGAACCUAAUUUUUUUUUUUUUAAAUACAAUAUUUUUUCCUGGAAUUUCAAUCCCUAAGCUGAGGGACAUACUGUUCAAGAAAAUAAGGUUGAAUUUGGCUGAUACUGUGGGGUAAAAAUGAUCCACUUUAAAAAAGCCAGUUUCCCAAACAUUUGUUUUUUCUUGUACAUUUCUGUUACUGAUAAAAUAAAAAAAAUCAUGACCUUAAACCAAUGAUAUGCCCCAUCAUUUCAUGUCUAAAUUUAUUAAAUUGUUACUACAUUACUAAAUGUUUUUAAAACUUUUUCAAAAUUUAAUGAAUUCAAAUUUUAUUUUUUAACCAUUGGAAACAAAGUGGAUUCAUGUAUUUAAAUAUUGCUAAUUACAGUUAAUCAUGCAUGUUUCAGAGGAAUGGUAAAAAUUUUUAUAUUAAAAAAAUAAUUAAUAUGCCACUAUGACUCCGAUAUGUAGAUUAAAUUUCAUUCAGAAAAAUAUUUUGAGUGUGUUUUUUUUCUCCACAACACAUUAAACAUUGAGUUCGUAAAACAGCUUUUGCUUCUCAGUGAUAGCAGCCUCGGUUUUUUGAUCAUUAACAUUUUCUUUAUGGAAAAAGC